This is a messenger RNA of Fusarium pseudograminearum CS3096, 1524 nucleotides long. RefSeq lists its product as uncharacterized. Gene Ontology annotation, biological process: protein targeting to membrane; peptidyl-L-cysteine S-palmitoylation. Gene Ontology annotation, cellular component: Golgi apparatus; endoplasmic reticulum. The record is from RefSeq and is a predicted model, not a curated record. The transcript is spliced from 3 exons. Gene Ontology annotation, molecular function: protein-cysteine S-palmitoyltransferase activity. Bases 1 to 1524 code for a protein of 507 amino acids. NCBI's taxonomy places the organism in Eukaryota, Fungi, Ascomycota, Sordariomycetes, Hypocreales, Nectriaceae.
AUGACCGUCGACGUAUUAGUGGCCCGCUCGGGAGAGCUGGACUUGGCAAGUAAUACUUCCGACACAACCAUCAAUGCGACGGUAGUAAAAGAUGAGACCAUUAUUACUCGACCACCACCAACACUAACGCGCUCCUGGUCCUUACCCAACGCUUCCACAAGGAGGACUGAUAGCCCCGCGCCACCGGUACUAACACGCGCCUCCUCUUUGCCUGUCAAACCUGUAGAACCAGCUACGGACAUCGACUCUGACAGCUCGUCUGUCUGGACUUGGGCUUGGAGCGAUGAGAUGCAAGGACCGGCCACCAGCAAGCGCUGUGGCACGCGAUGGAUUGCGCGUUUGCUUCCCUUUUUUAUGCUGAUGCUUGUUGGCUAUGCAACAUAUGAUGUUGUGGUUUAUUGCUGCGUCGAGUACUUCAUUCAAGAGACUAGAAAGACAGCAACCGCCAUCGUCCUCAUUGUCUUCUAUACCAUUUUCUUCAUCCUCAUGGUUGCCGCCUACAUCCGGUGCUACGUAACCAUUCAAUUCAACACUGGCUUCGUGCCCUGGACUGCUGCGAGGGAAGCUGCCGAAUCAGAACGAAACGAGCGAUCAACAAACGGCGGCGACGUCGAAUCACUACAAUGGAGUCCUGCGGAUACGAACCCUGAUAGCCCUGGACUCGAAGCCUUCUACAGCAAGGAUGCAUUCAUAUGCGAGAGUGAUGGGUUGCCCAAAUGGUGUUCCGAGUGUAGGAGUUGGAAACCUGACCGGGCCCAUCAUUCGAGCGAGUACGGCCGAUGUGUCUACAAAAUGGACCACGUAUGCCCUUGGAUGGGAGGCAUCAUCUCGGAAACUUCAUUCAACUUUUUUAUCCAAUUCACAUUCUAUUGCGCAUGCUACUGCGUUCUAAUCGUAGCUACUAACGCUUAUGUCGUGACACUCCGCCGCAACGCUGGCCAGGGUGUGGAAAGUCGGGUUGUUGUCGGGUUGGCACUCGGUUCUUUGUUCGGCUUGUUCUCUAUCGCUAUGACUGCCACAGCCUUGCGGUUUGUCUUUCAGAAUAUCACCAAUGUCGACCUGUUCAGGAAGAACCAGACGUUUCGAUUGGCGGUCCGAGUUCCCACCGGUACACGAUCAACAGACCAAUUCACUACAAUUACCUACCCACUUUCCCCCCCUGGGGACGACUCCAGGGCUCCGGGAACAGCACACUCCAACGGUGUGGAUCAAUCUGAUGGCGCUGGCUCUAUUGCAACAAAUAGAAUGGCGGCUAGGGACCAACGAGCCAAACGUACAUUCGCCAUUCUGCAGACGCAAUCUGGCGAGAACCCUUGGCAUGUUGGAUAUCGAAACAACUUCAAGAGUGUCAUGGGAGAAACCAUUUUUGAGUGGUUUCUGCCUCUGCGACAUUCCCCAUGCACCCGUCACGAUAGCAUGGUAAGCGACUACGAGUUUGGGCCUCUGGUGGAGGAACUGAAGAGGCGGUACGGACUUGCUGAGGGGGACGCCGAGAAGGGUGCGAAUGAGACAACGUCGAGUUAG